AAGCUCUGAUCUCUCUCUCUCUCUCUCUCUCUCUCUCUCUCAAACCCAACAGAGCAGAAACUAGAGUGAGAUCAGAAUGGAGAAGAAGAUGGUUGGGAAGAGGUUUGGUGUGUUGCUGUGUGCAGAGGAUUCAGAGUAUGUGAGGAAGAUGUACGGAGGGUAUUUUGGGGUGUUCGUGAGAAUGCUUGCAGAGGAAGGGGACACUUGGGAUGAGUUCAAGGUGACGUGUGGAGUGUUCCCUGAGGAUGAAGAUUUGGAAUUCUAUGAUGGCUUCGUGGUCACUGGUAGUUGCAGUGACGCUUAUGGAAACGACAAAUGGGUCCGUGACCUUCUCACCUUGAUUAACAAAUUGGACUCCAUGAACAAAAAAAUCCUCGGCAUUUGCUUCGGCCACCAGAUACUUGGCCGUGCAUUGGGAGGGAAGGUGACUCGUUCUCCCACUGGUUGGGACAUUGGUGCCAGAACCAUAACAUUGUCAUCAUCGUUGUCUUUGGCUUUGUCUUCUAUCAAUCUUCCAUCUAGGAUUUCCAUUAUCGAAUGCCACAGGGAUGAGAUACAAGAGCUACCUGCCAAGGCAGAGGUGCUAGCUUGGUCAGAUAAGACUGGAAUUGAGAUGUUCAGAUAUGGAGAUCACAUUAUGGGAAUCCAAGGCCACCCUGAAUACUCCAAAGACAUUCUUUUGCACCUUAUAGACCGUCUUAUUCAGCGAGAUUUCAUCAUGGAAGCUUUUGCUCUGGAAUCAAGGGAGAAGGCUGCACUAUGGGAGCCAGAUAAAGAGGCAUGGAAGAGACUCUGCAUCAGCUUUCUCAAGGGUCAAUUGUGACAAAAAAUAAAUGGAAGGGAGAAGUUUUGUAAAGAAGUGAUACUUUGAAGUAGUGACCAUUGUAAAAGGGCUUAUAGAAAGAUCAAUAGGGCAAUGAAAUCUACUUCCACUAAUUUGGGAGCAAUGCACACAGCUCUGCAUUGGUAGCAAGUCAGCUGUAUUAGGUUGGCAGCCAUUAGUUAUAAUAGUGCUGUCUAUUCUACCAAAAUUAAGAAUUAAUUAUCAAUGGUCAAAUCACAA
Messenger RNA from Gastrolobium bilobum, 1063 nucleotides. Its product is annotated as gamma-glutamyl peptidase 5-like. The coding region runs from base 77 to 823 and encodes 248 amino acids. The record is from RefSeq and is a predicted model, not a curated record. NCBI's taxonomy places the organism in Eukaryota, Viridiplantae, Streptophyta, Magnoliopsida, Fabales, Fabaceae. Gene Ontology annotation, cellular component: cytosol. The transcript is spliced from 4 exons.